Molecule: messenger RNA, 972 nt
Organism: Salvelinus namaycush (lake trout)
Lineage: Eukaryota; Metazoa; Chordata; Actinopteri; Salmoniformes; Salmonidae
Product: corticotropin-releasing factor-binding protein-like
Exons: 7
Coding region: 1-972 (323 amino acids)
Biological process (GO): negative regulation of corticotropin secretion; hormone-mediated signaling pathway; negative regulation of corticotropin-releasing hormone receptor activity
Molecular function (GO): corticotropin-releasing hormone binding
Source: RefSeq, a predicted model, not a curated record
AUGGAGGGGACUUUCCGAGAGCAGCUUUUCUUCCUUGUGUUAUGUCUGUCAUUUCUGAAGGGAGACACCAGAUACAUCGGUGUGCAGGAAAAUGACAUUACACCAGAGGGAUUAUUUGCACUUCUUAAUUCAGAGCUCAAAAGAGAAAUACCCGAGACAUUAAUUUACAGGCGACCCCUCCGUUGUCUGGACAUGGUGGCAGUAGAGGGUCAGUUCACCUUCACAGCAGACCGGUCUCAGCUCAGCUGUGCUGCUUUCUUCAUCGCUGAGCCCGAACAGGUCAUCAGUGUGGAGUAUGACAGCGUCGACAUCGACUGCAGGGGAGGAGACUUCAUCAAGGUGUUUGACGGCUGGGUGAUGAAGGGAGAGAAGUUCCCUAGUUCCCAGGACCACGCCCUGCCGUUGAUGGAACGCUAUGUGGACUACUGCGACUCUGGGACAGUCAGGAGAACCGUGCGGUCGUCUCAGAACGUUGCCAUGCUGUUCUUCCGCAUUCACACUGCCGGGAGCUCCUUCACGCUGACAGUCAGGAAACCCAUCAACCCUUUCCCCUGUAAUAUCAUCUCACAGACACCAGAGGGCAGCUUCACCAUGGUGAUACCCCAGCAGCACAGGAACUGCAGCUUCUCCAUCAUCUACCCUGUAGAGAUCAAGAUUGCUGAGCUCAGCCUGGGACACCUCAACGACUUCCCCAUCAAGAGGUCUAUCCCAGGCUGUGCGGGAGCAGGGGACUUUGUGGAGCUGCUGGGAGGGAACGGAAUGGACCCGUCUAAAAUGUUCCCUGUAGCUGACCUUUGCUACAACUUUAACGGUCCCGCCCAGAUGAAGAUAGGUUGCGAUAACACGGUGGUUAGGAUGGUGUCCAGCGGGAAGUUUGUCAACCGGGUGGUGUUCCAGUACCGUCUGCUGGACCGGCAGGAGCUGCAGAGGAUCAAGGUGAACAGUGUGGAGGAUUUCUGCUUCACUGGCUGA